CAUCCAUACACAUUCCUCUGAGACGCCAUGUUCAACUCCAUGACCCCACCACCAGUCAGUAGCUAUGGUGAGCCAUGCUGUCUCCGACCCCUCCCCAGCCAAGGGACUCCCAGCAUGGGGACAGAAGGACUAUCUGGUCUGCCCUUCUGCCAACAGGCCAACCUCAUGUCCAGUCCCCAUAGUUAUGGACCAACCAGAGAAACCAACAGCUGCACUGAGGGGCCACUCUUUCCUCCUCCCCGGAGUGCAGUGAAGCUGACUAAGAAGCGGGCACUUUCCAUCUCACCUCUGUCAGAUGCCAGCCUGGACCUGCAGACAGUCAUCCGCACCUCGCCCAGCUCCCUUGUGGCCUUUAUCAACUCACGCUGCACAUCUCCAGGAGGCUCCUAUGGCCAUCUCUCCAUUGGCACCAUGAGCCCAUCUCUGGGAUUUCCAGCCCAGAUGAAUCACCAGAAAGGGACCUCAUCUUCUUUUGGGGUCCAGCCCUGUGGUCCUCAUGACUCUACCCGGGUUGGGAUGAUGUCACAUCCUCAGUCCCGGGGGCCCCUCCCCACUUGCCAGCUGAAGUCAGAAUUGGACUUGCUGGUUGGCAAGUGCCAGGAGGAAUCCUUGGAAGGGAAUAUGUCCAGCCCCAACUCCACAGGCACACAGGAUCCUCUGUUGGGGAUGUUGGAUGGGCGGGAGGACCUGGAGAGGGAAGAGAAGCCCGAGCCUGAGUCUGUGUAUGAGACUGACUGCCGCUGGGAUGGCUGCAGCCAAGAAUUUGACUCCCAAGAGCAGCUGGUGCACCACAUCAACAGUGAGCACAUCCAUGGAGAACGGAAGGAGUUUGUGUGCCACUGGGGGGGCUGCUCCAGGGAACUGAGGCCCUUCAAAGCCCAGUACAUGCUGGUGGUGCACAUGCGCAGACACACAGGCGAGAAGCCACACAAGUGCACGUUUGAAGGAUGUCGCAAGUCAUACUCACGCCUUGAGAAUCUGAAGACACAUCUGCGGUCACACACGGGUGAGAAGCCAUACAUGUGUGAGCACGAGGGCUGCAGUAAAGCCUUCAGCAAUGCCAGCGACCGUGCCAAGCACCAGAAUCGGACUCAUUCCAAUGAGAAGCCUUAUGUAUGUAAGCUCCCUGGCUGCACCAAACGCUACACAGACCCCAGCUCAUUGCGAAAACAUGUCAAGACAGUGCAUGGUCCUGACGCCCAUGUGACCAAGCGGCAUCGAGGGGAUGGGCCUUUGCCCCGGGGACCAUCCCUUUGUACAGUGGAGCCCAAGAGGGAGCGAGAAGGAGGCCCCAUCAGGGAAGAGAGCAGACUGACUGUGCCAGAGGGCGCCAUGAAGCCACAGCCAAGCCCUGGGGCACAGUCUUCCUGCAGCAGUGACCACUCCCCAGCAGGCAGUGCAGCCAAUACAGACAGUGGUGUGGAAAUGACAGGCAAUGCAGGGGGCAGCACUGAGGACCUGUCCAGUUUAGAUGAAGGCCCCUGCAUUGCCGGCACUGGACUUUCCACUCUACGCCGCCUUGAGAACCUCAGAUUGGACCAGCUGCAUCAACUCCGGCCAGUGGGGCAUCGGGGUCUCAAACUGCCCAGCUUGACCCAAACUGGCACUCCUGCGUCCCGCCGUCUGGGCCCCUCUGUCUCUCUUGACCGCCGGAGCAGCAGUUCAAGCAGCAUCAGCUCUGCCUAUACUGUCAGCCGUCGCUCCUCCCUCGCCUCUCCUUUCCCUCCUGGGUCUCCACCCGAGAACGGGAUAUCUUCCCUGCCUGGCCUCACGCCUGCCCAGCACUACCUGCUCCGGGCAAGAUAUGCUUCAGCCAGGGCAGGUGGUACCCCACCAACCACAGCACCCAGCCUGGAUCGGAUUGGGACCCUUCCUGUACCUCCUUGGAGAAGCCGAGCUGAGUAUCCAGGAUACAAUCCCAAUGUAGGGGUCACCCGGAGGGCCAGUGACCCAGCCCGGGCUGCUGACCGCCCUGCUCCUGCCAGAGUCCAGAGGUUCAAGAGCCUGGGCUGUGUCCACACACCCCCUUCUGUAGCAGGAGGACGGAAUUUUGAACCCCAUGUCCCAACCUCAGUCUAUUCACCACAGCCCCCCAGCAUCACUGAGAAUGUCACCAUGGAUACCAGAGGGCUACAGGAGGAGCCAGAGGUUGGAACUUCUGUUAUGGGCAGUAGCCUGAACCCUUACAUGGGCUUCUCAUCCGCUGAUACUCUGGGAUAUGGGGGGACUGAAGGACCAGCAACUGAGCCAUAUGGAGCCAGGGGUCCAGGUUCUCUGCCUCUUGGGCCUGGUCCACCCACCAACUAUGGCCCUGGCCCCUGUCCCCAACAGGUCUCCUACCCUGACCAUACCCCAGAAACAUGGAGUGAGUACCCUUCCCACUCUGGGCUGUACCCAGGCCCCAAGAUCACAAGUGGAGCCUAUAGCCAAUGUCCUCGACUUGAACAUUAUGGACAAGUGCAAGUCAAGCCAGAACAAGGGUGCCCAAUAGGGUCUGACACCACAGGACUGGCACCUUGCCUCAAUGCACACCCUAGUGAGGAACACCCAUGCCCACCGCCGCCAUUCUCCCACUAUCCCCAGCCUCCUCCCCCUCAAUAUCCCCAGACAGGCUCCUACCCUCAGCCACCUCCUGAUUAUCUCCCUUCAGAAUCCAGGACUGGCCUGGAUUUUGAUUCCCCUGCCCAUUCUACGGGACAGUUCAAAGCCCAGCUAGUGUGUAAUUAUGUUCAGUCUCAGCAGGAACUGCUUUGGGAGGGUGCAGGCAGGGGAGAGGCCCCAGGCCAGGAACUUCCUUACCAGAAUCCUAAGUUUUUAGGGAACUCCCAGGUUAGCCCAAGCCCUGCCAAAGCCCCAGUUCCCACUUAUGGACCUGGAUUUACACCCAACUUACCCAAUAACAAAUCAGCAUCCUACCAUAACCCUUCACUAUGCCAUGAAAAUUUUUCAGUAGGGGCAAAUAGAGCAUCCCAUAGGGCAGUGGCACCACCCCGGCUUCUACCUCCAUUGCCUACUUGCUAUGGGCCCCUCAAGGCAGGAGGUGCUAACCCCAGUUGUGGUCAUCCCGAGGUGGGCCGGCUGGGUGGGGGUCCUGCCUUGUACCCUCCUCCAGAAGGGCAGGUGUAUAACCCUCUGGACUCUCUUGAUCUUGACAACACUCAGCUGGACUUUGUGGCAAUUCUGGACGAGACCCAGGAGUUGAGUCCUCACCCUUCCCAUGAUCAGAGUGAUACCUCUGAACACACCCCACCUCCGUCUGGGCCUCCCAACAUGGCUGUGGGCAAUAUGAGUGUUUUACUGGGAUCCUUACCUGGGGAGACACAAUUCCUCAACUCUAGUGCCUGAAGGGUGAGGAAUCUAGUCCAUCAGAUCUCCAUUUCCUAAAGGGUUUCCAUCUCUCCAGAGGAGUCAGGGAAAAGUCAUAGCCCACUACAUAAGAUGCUCCAGGGUUGGGACACAAGGGAUUGGGCAAUAUAUAGUCCGUAUAUGUAUUGGGGAGGAAUUUGAUAAUGACACUGUUUCCUGAUAAUAAAGGAAGUACAUCAGAAAGAA
Cavia porcellus (domestic guinea pig) is the source of this 3552-nucleotide messenger RNA. RefSeq names its product GLI family zinc finger 1 (gene Gli1). The record is from RefSeq and is a predicted model, not a curated record. Bases 28 to 3345 code for a protein of 1105 amino acids. Gene Ontology annotation, cellular component: nucleus. NCBI's taxonomy places the organism in Eukaryota, Metazoa, Chordata, Mammalia, Rodentia, Caviidae. The transcript is spliced from 11 exons. Gene Ontology annotation, molecular function: DNA-binding transcription factor activity, RNA polymerase II-specific; RNA polymerase II cis-regulatory region sequence-specific DNA binding. Gene Ontology annotation, biological process: smoothened signaling pathway; regulation of transcription by RNA polymerase II.